AAAAAGAGACAUAGCGAUAUGAAAUGAAAAUCCAUCCUAAGAAUCGCAAGGGUACAACACUCUAUACAUCCUUUUGAUAAAUUUAAAAGUACUUUUAAAGUCCUCGGGGUACAGCAGAGCGCAUGGAACGAAGGGUGUGCUCUAUCUGAGAGGUAUUCUCAAGCCGUAGAUCGUACUAGGUGGUACGCAACCAGUAGAUACGCAUGCGCCGAUUACAGUGGGUAGCUCACGGAGCCAAAGGGAUGCUGUCGGAGAAUGGGAAAGGAAAGCACCAGGGAUGGAAUAUAUAGAUACCUACGUACGUAGACAUAUAGUAUGUCUGGAUAGAGGUAUAGUAUACUGAACUGGGUAUAGCAAGCUAUGGCACAGUGGACUAUAGAGCGUAAAAGAGGGUUGGCACAGCAGUGGCGACGGAAUAACCAGCGCCGUAGCAGAAAACCGUUGGGAGCUCCGAGACCCGACGGAGUAUUCAGUGUUCGGUCGAACGCGGUUCGGUUAACAAGUGUCGUGCGUUCGGUGGUGAGUAUUCAUUAGUAGCGCGAUUAGCUGGUGCUUUAUAAUCGCGAUGGGAGAGUUUCGUCGUGGAGAUUCCCCCAGGUAGCCGAUCCGAUGUAGGUGCGGAAAGUGGGCGAGAAAAAGAGUGUAAGAUCGAAAGAACGAGAGAGAGAGAGAUAUAUAGAGGGAGGGAGGGGGGAGAGAGAGUGUUCAAAAGUCGUCGAAGGUGUGUGUAUGCUAGAAGGGGAGUGAGAGAGAAAGAGGUGUAGAGUAUCGGAGAAAGGUGAGGGAAUAACGACAAGAAAAAGAGAACGAGAGUGAGAGUGGUUAAGGGCGGGAGGGAAGGUAAAUAAGUAUAGGAUUAUAAAGAGUGUAUAUUUAAAAAAUGCGUGGUAAUUACUCGGUACACUGUGUACCGGGUUUAGUGGUCCCGCUAUGGAGUCCCGUGUCAAAUAUUGGACUUGUCGACAUUGUCUUUCGCGGUACCAUAUACUUCUUGGCGCUCUUAUAUCUCUUCAUCGGAGUAUCGAUAAUCAGCGAUCGUUUCAUGGCCGCGAUCGAGGUGAUCACUUCGAAGGAGAAGGAGCUCGUCGUACGCAGACCAGGGAGGGAGCCGCAAAUAGUUAUUGUACGAGUGUGGAACGAGACCGUCGCCAAUCUCACCCUGAUGGCACUAGGUAGUAGCGCCCCCGAGAUAUUACUUUCGAUCAUCGAGAUAUGGGCGAAAAACUUCCAAGCCGGUGAAUUGGGUCCGGGUACCAUAGUCGGCUCAGCGGCCUAUAAUCUGUUCGUCAUUAUAUCGCUCUGUGUGUUUGUCAUACCGUCUGGUGAGACCAGGAAGAUAAAGCAUCUUCGUGUAUUCUUCGUGACCGCCACAUGGAGCAUAUUCGCCUACGUAUGGCUCUACGUGAUCCUCGCAGUGUCCAGCCCGGGUGUCCUCGAGGUUUGGGAAGGCAUCCUGACCUUCUCCUUUUUUCCUGCUACCGUACUCACAGCCUACGUUGCUGAUAGACGACUACUUAUCUACAAGUAUCUUCACAAAGGAUAUCGUAUGAACAAGAGAGGAGUGAUCGUGCAAGCGGAAGCUGGUGAUUCCGAGAUUGGUGUUGAGCUUGAGAUCAAAACCCAACUCGACGCAAUAUCCGCGGACGAUACUGGCGACACCGACGACACCCCCGAGGCUCGUGAAUUCGAGCAAACGCGUCGCGAUUAUAUAAAUACGCUAAGGGAGUUACGCAAGAAGAAUCCCACUCUGUCGCUGGAACAGCUGGAGGUCAUGGCCCACGAGGAGGUCCUCGGAAAGGGACCGAAGAGCCGCGCCUUCUACAGGGUCCAAGCGACUCGUAAAAUGGUCGGCGCUGGGAAUCUCAGUCGGAAGAUCAGCGAGAGAGCUCAGAGCGAUCUGAGUGAAGUCAAGGCCGAACUUCAACGGGCUGAGGCUGAGAGUGUCGAUAUCGAGAGCAUCAACGCCACGAGGAUAUUUUUUGAACCUGGACACUACACCGUCAUGGAAAACGUCGGAACAUUCGAGGUCGGAGUCACGCGAGUUGGUGGAGAUCUCACCAAACCCUGUACCGUUGAUUAUUGUACCGAGGAUGGAUCAGCUGAAGCCGGUUCCGACUAUAUACCUGCUAAGGGUACCCUCACCUUCGCUCCUGGUGAAACCAGGAAGACUAUACAACUGUCUGUUAUUGAUGACGAAAUCUUCGAGGAGGAUGAACACUUUUACGUACGACUGAGCAAUUGCUCCCAACCUGCUAUGCUGGCCUCACCUAGUCUCGCCACGGUGAUGAUCCUGGAUGACGAUCACAGUGGCAUCUUCGGAUUUCCUGAAAGGGAUGUUGAGUUGGUCGAGAGCGUCGGGCAAUAUCCUCUACGUGUUGUGAGGUACAGCGGCGCCAGGGGACGCGUGGUCGUACCUUAUCGCACUGUGGAAGGCACAGCCAAGCCUGGAAAACAAUAUAUGCAUUCGGAAGGUACACUUACCUUCGAGGAUAAUCAGACAGAGAAGACCAUCUUCUUGACGAUCAUCGAGGAGGAUUCCUAUGAGAAGGAUGCACUGUUCUAUGUGGAACUGGACGAGCCGCAACUUCAGGGAGCUGUGCGUAAAUGUGUGUUCCCAGACGAGGCAGGAUUAGCCGCGGAAGCCGAGUCGAAGAAACCCGAGGAACGUACCGACGAAGAGAAGAUGGCCUUGCUCGGGCGUCCACGUUUAGGUGAAGUAUGCAAGGCUCAGAUAAGGAUCAAGGAGUCUAAGGAAUUCAAGAAUACCGUCGAUAAGUUAGUGCAACGAGCCAACGCUUCGAUACUCCUUGGUACGUCUAGAAAUUCAAGAACCUCUAGGCCCGCAUGCUUCUAUGGCUUCUGCUUGCGCCUUUGCUGCAUAGGUACCAGUUCCUGGAAGGAACAAUUCACGGAGGCUCUUACUGUCAGCGGAGGUGACGAGGAUGAAGCUGAGGAAGGCGCAGAACCCAGAGUAUCAUCCCCGUCGCCAGCGGAUUAUCUCAUGCACUCGCUCACGAUCUUCUGGAAAGUUCUCUUCGCUUUCGUACCGCCUACCGAUAUCGCCGGUGGAUACCUGUCCUUUGUCGUGAGCAUAUUCGGCAUCGGAGUCGUCACUGCAGUCAUCGGCGACAUUGCAUCCUACUUCGGAUGCACCCUGGGCAUAAAGGAUUCCGUCACCGCUGUUGUCUUUGUCGCCCUGGGUACCAGUAUUCCUGACACGUUUGCGAGCAAGGUGGCCGCCUGCCAGGACAAGUACGCGGACGCGAGCGUCGGAAACGUGACCGGCAGUAACGCAGUAAACGUCUUCCUAGGGAUUGGCAUUGCGUGGAGCAUCGCUGCAAUUUACCAUGCCCGCAACGGUGAUCCGUUCGUCGUCGAACCCGGCAAUCUGGCCUUCUCCGUGACGCUAUUCUGCACGGAGGCGUGUCUGGUGAUCGUGGUGCUGUUAGUCAGAAGAACGAAAAGCAUCGGGGGUGAAUUGGGCGGUCCGUUCGUCCCGAAAGUCGUCACUUCCGCGAUACUCUUCUCCCUGUGGCUCUUCUACCUCGUCAUGUCCACCCUUGAGGCCUACGGAGUCAUCCAGGGCUUCUAAGAGCGAUAACGCCGAGGAAUGGCCUAAUAUAUCCACCUGUACUUAUCUUCUAUAUGCUCAAGGAAACGUUCUCUCGGACUUGCUCGUAGCUGCUGGAUAUCGAGAAAGUGAAUUCGCAAAGGGGAUGGACUCGCAAUGCCGAAGCGACAUAGCCAGGGAUCGAUAUAACAACGAGAGUGCGUGAGUGCUGCGUUGUCUAGGUAUAAUUAUUACCUGCGUAAUAAAGAAUGUAUCUAUUUGUGUGUACCAGUUAAGGGGACGCCGUGACGUAUAAGAAUGCGAGCAAAUGGAUGACAUAGUGCGUGACUGGGAAGGAAUAAUUGCCUUAGGAGUCUUAAUACUAUAGUUAGUUGCUGAUCGUUAUACCGAUUGGAAUUUGAAGUAUAUCAAACGUAUACAUUGUAAUAGAUGAGCAUGCCGAAUGAUCGCAGAUGGAAUUCAUUUUAAAUUGUUAUAACGUGACAAAGUCAAGCAGACAGAAUAGUCGUAAAAUAUUUUCUUAGGGAAUAACGUGAAUUCCUGUAAUGCCGAUAUUAGUGCUAUAUGCGUCUAUGAGAUUUUUUAUUUAUAAUUUUAAUCGCAAGGAUCGUACUUCUGAAUUUUAGGGUGAUACGAGGUGCUGCGAGGUGGUUGAGGGAUGCGGUUGGUUAUUUUCAUUUAUUAGGAAGAUGAUCGUGUCGAUCGUUUGUUAUUAGAUAGAAAAUGGCGCUAUUUAAGCUCGUCAAGUAUAUUAUGACAAAAACACACUGCUAGGUAAUAUCAAGUUCGGAGGAAGACAGGAUUGAAAUACAUGAGAGAGAGAGAGAGAGAGAGAGAGAGAGAGAGAGAGAGAGAGAGAGAGAGAGAAUAGAAAAAUAUAACGUAAAAGAAAUAUAAUAUUGUAAAAUGACAGAGAGGAUGGUACGUGUAUAUGAUGAGCGCUUUACCAAAUGUUUCCUCCGCUCUUUCCCUAUCUCGUACGAGUUAUCUAACUGCAGUUUCAUAGGAACUUAGGUAGAUAAACGGCUCAGCGAGCAAUAUUUUAAGAAGUCAAUGUUGAAACUCGUUUUGGAGAUAUAUUCAAUAUUGAAUGAUAAGGCGGUUGGUUGUUAAAGCGAAGUGAAUAUACUAGUAAGAUAAUUUUAAGGAUGAGUGAUUGGAAUUCGCGAAAUCCUUAAGGCGCAGCCUAAAGUAGCGAGCGUCGUUUAAACGUAAAGCUUUUGUUGUUCUUCACUGCCUUUGAUCGGGGGUCGCUCAUCCGGUCGCGCCUUGAAGUUCGCGAUUAUCAAUAUCCAGGUUCUGCAACGUAUGUAUAUAUAUAUAUAUAUAUAUAUAUAUAUAUAUAUCUAUUAAAUAUAUAUAUAUAAAAUCGCAGUAGCGCAUAUAUAUAUAUCUGUAUAUGAAUACUCGUAGUGUAGAUAUUCAAUCUAUAGACUUUACGCAUAAGAUGAAUAUUCCCUGGCGAUCGAUCCACGGCUUUUAAAAUCGUGAUCCUUAUUCAUCUGUAUUUAAAAGUUUUAGAGAAACUCGACGGUUCUACAUUGUAUAUGAGAUAUUGACUAGUCCAUGAUAUAUUAACUGCUGAAUGAUCUAGUCAGUCUGUAGAGAGUUCCAAAGAUAAUCUGCCCCCCAUGCAUGUACCUAUUUCCUCUCUCAUUAUUAACGGGUUUCUUAUUAAUUUUUUUUAUCGCUGUUAUCCUGGGGUAGAGAUUUAUGAUACUAACCAUGUACUUUUUGUUUCCUUUGGUAUAAGGUAUAUAUAUAUAUAUAUAUCCUGGAUACAUAGAAUAGACGACGCGGUGUAGAUUCUCCUUGUCUUUUGGAUUAUGGGCUCUUCUUUUGGCUGGCAAACGGAAGUCGUCGCACAGGCACAGAAUCAGAUUAGGUGAUAACUCAAAGUUAGUGGAUACUCCCUGGAAACUUAUACGACUUGUUCUCCAGUCUAAUUUCGGCCUUUUGAACGUGCGAUAAAUGUCAAAUAAAGAUGGCACAUCUGAGAGUUUCCAAUAAAGAUAUCGCAUUAUCCGGAUGUUAUCGCCAUCGAAUCUCAUAACGGGAGCUUCCAUGAGCUCGUGUAAACUGCAGGAAAAACAAUCUCGUAAGGUAAAUUUUGAUGUCGUUCUCUUACACGACAAAGUGGAUAUUCCGCUAUCGAAUAAACAGCAGCCGGCUUGAUUAAACGGCCAGUCGUUAUGCCGGAUAGCAUGUAAAUUCGUAACCUUAGUAUCAGAUCCAGAAAGUGGCAUUUAUUGUGUAAAGUAUUCGUGAAUAAACUACGUAUAAAGAGUUUUGUGGCGUAGUUUGUAAAAAAUAAUACUUGAGGGAAGACUGUGGAGACUUGUCAGUCGAAACGUGGAUCGUAUAUAUUCUAAAGAGUAAAAUGGUGGACGCUACGAAUUCGUGAACUAGCAUUCGGCUUUACGUAUUCACGAAUUUGAGCCACUGAAAAACGUGGAAUGAAUUUCGACAAAUUUUACUUGCGUAACCCGGUCUUUGUCGUUGAGCUCGGGAGAGCCACGUUUCUCUUUAUUUUUUUCGGGGAUCAUUCGUAAUCCUAUACUCGAGGGAAUAGACAGUAUCUCUUUUUCCUUCAGUGCGUUGUAUCAGGUUUCGCGUGUUUACCUUUAUUGUAUGUACUUCUGCCGCUUUUCAAAUCGUUAUCGCGUAGAAAUGGAAGUGCCGAUAAGGAAUUGCAUUGGGUUUUUAUAUUGGUAUUACAUGGAGAACAUAUAUACAGAAUUGUAAGGUAUUACUGUACGGAAAUUAACACUAGAUUUGCCAGACCAGUCAUUUUGACUGGUCGUGCAAUUUCAAUUCAAAAUUCCUACUAAAUAUAUCAUUCGAUUUCAAAAAUGAUGUUAUGACUUUUGUAGCUAUAAGUAGAGAAUACAUUUUAUAAACUUAAUGUUAUUUCAUAUACAUUAGUAACAAAUAUAAUUUUUGUUAUUGACAUUUAUACCAGUACCAGUCAAAAUGUAUAAAUAGAUGGUAAAUCUAGUGUUAAAGCAAACUAGGUUGUAUUUGCGAUCCCUCUUGAUCAUAGCAGUAGGUCAAUCAAGAUGGGUAAAUAAUUCGAAUCCUCGCAGCAUCUUUGAUCGAGCUUUAUAGGAAUCGAAUGAUUUCUCGAAAAAAGAAAAAUAAUUGAACUCGUUUAACGCUUCGACUGAUCCAUAAGGUCUAUUCGAGAAUUUGUUUUUGGCAGGGGCCAACUUGUUAUGAUCUUCCGUGUAAGGCAGUCCCCCGGAUCUCAUACUUAGCUCACGAAUCUACUGUACCAUAAGAGCGACAGUUUGUUUAACCCAGAAAUGUCUAAAUUUUUUCAUUUGCAUAAAUCAUCCGCUGUGUUCAUCGGAUAGAAUAUUUGCAAAAGGAAGAAUAAUGUCUAGGCUGAAACUUUCUUUUACAUUUCCUUUUCACCUUUAUAGUCUUUUUCAUUCUUCACAUUAAUUAUACCCUGUGAAGUCUUGUAGUCAUGCAAACUGACGACGUUUGCACUGUGAGAAUAUCGGCACUGUAGAAAUCCAAUGGAUUUCACUAAAGGAGAAUCUAAUCGUGCGUAUAUCUUAAACGUAACGAGCAUGUUCUAGAAUUUGAUAUUAAAGAUAAAAAGAAAUAUAAAAGAUAUUGAAAUUAGCUUGAACGCGAAUCCAGCCAAAGAUUAUUAUUUUAUUAAAUGAUGAAUUUUCAAUGUGGGACUACUCAUCGAUGCGUAGACACUCAACAGCGAAGCAUUAACGUGAUAAUACUUAAUUGAGAUUUCGCUAUUAUUCCAGAUUCCACUGUACGCCAAGCGUCAAGGCCGCUCGUUGCUUCUAUUCGUCCCUACGAAAUAUAUAUGUAUUCACCAAAAAAUACCAAAGUAUUACCAAAAAAAAAAAAAGCAAAUCGGGUGUUUCCAUUGUUAAAAAAAAAAUAUCUCCUAAGGCAAACACAUUUAAAUGCAAAUGUCUAAUGAAAAAUUGCAGUAUUCGCGAGCAGUGGCAGCGAGUGCGUCUUAUUGGAUUACCGGAAAUUAUGCGAUCACUAAAAAUCAUGCAUUUAUUAAUUAAUCCUAUCGAAUCUCGCGUAAUCUCUGCAAUUUACUAUAAUCCGGGCAUAAAUUAAGCCGGAUUGAUCGACGUUUCUAGUCAGCCUGCCAUAGCGUAUAAUGGCCGCGUUAAAAAUAUACAUAUAUAUAUUCGAAUUAAAAAGCGCAUUCGCACCUAGACGUGUCUCUCCAUUUUAUAAAAUGGAAAUCGAUCGAUUGGUGCAAGGUGCUUGAGUAUUUUGUCGCGGAUAGAUAAAUGAAAAUUUUAGAGAAAUAUAUAUAUAUAUAUAAAGAGGUAUACAUAUAUAAAUAUCAAAAUAUUAUAUUCUGGCGUAUAAGAUAACAUUGUAGAUAGAAUGAAGGAAGUGUAGAUAAGUGAACGUAGGUAAUAGGUAGUAGAUAACACACUCUCGACCUUCCUCAUAGGGUUACUUAUGUACCUACAUGCAUACAUACGUUAUACAUAAACAAAAAACAUAUAUUGUUUCUUCUCCCGUGCUCGCUUCGUCUUGAUGUCGUAGAAAAUGUAGAAUAGAGGAAAUAUGGGUGCACGCGGGCCCGAAAUGCUUCGCGACGAACAGGGCUGAGCCUUUUAAUCCCUAAUGAAUAAUACAAUUUAUCGAUUAACUUAUUACAUCUAUUUACCGAAGUCGAUCGGAUUGUUUUAACGUGGCCAGCCGUGAUGCGCGAUCAAAUUAACGAAUUUAUCGUAGAUUGACACUGCGGUGAGUAGAUAUAUAUUUUAUAAAGGACCAAAUAAACCCGUCGAUUGCUCGUAAGAAUACGACCCUUAACCUUGCAUAGCGAAGAAUAUUUUGAAAAUGAAAAAUGAAAGAAUCCUUUAACAAAUCAUAUCCUUGUUUCCUGUAAAUUUUGCAUUCCAUAUCGAACACCAUUUUGACUGCAGGAAAUCUUUUCAUAGCUUUCGUGUCUCGUAUGAUUUUUGUUAUCAUCGGUCCACUGUAACUUCUUAUGUCAUAUUAAAUAUAAGUAUGAUGAUUAUCGAUAACGCAUAAAAAAUUGUACUUCACUUUUUGUCGAACUUUUAAGUAGUAAAACUACAGAGUAACAACAGAGACUUUCGUAAAUUUUAUGUCACCUACAGCGAAUACAAUUUAUCAGCAUUUCGAAAAUACGUGGACUUACGACCAAUCGAUAUCAAAAUAUCAAUAAGAAUUUUCCAGUUUCACACUUUUCCUUAUUAACGUCUUAGCAUUUAUCAUAGACAAUUCUUAUAUCCUUCCUGUACGAUCAUAGACAAAUUUUUCGAAAUAGAUCAGCACAGCAGAAAAAAAAGAAACGACCAAUUUUUAGAGGGAGAGAAAAAGAAAAAGAGAGAGUGAAAGGAGGGGGGGGGAGAAAGUACUUUCAAUUCGGACCAAAUGGAAUUCGCUGUAUCAGCCAGUAUAGUGUGCGUGAAUUUCGUUGAAGUUACGAGAUAAGGUUUAAAUUUAAAAAUCAUCAGGAUUCGCGCCAUUCUACUUACUAAUAUUCUUAUUCUUCUUCUCAUUCACGUUCUUUCCGUGAUACAAAGGUAACAUGAGAAAAUAGGCGAUCGUGAGACGUAAAGCGACACUUUCGUUUCGAUCGUUCACGCACAAAACGGGAUGUGACUGAUGAGUGAGAAUCGAUGAAAGUUAUCUUUGACGUUUUUCGUGCAAUUAUUAUAUAGCUGUAGAUAUUAAUAGAAGCUUAGAAUUUUCAUUUUUUUCAUUUAAUUCAAAUUACAUGUGCGUUCUCAUCGAAUCUUACUCACAUCGAACAGUCCCGUCUUUCGAAAAAUACCAUAUGUCCACGGCCGGCCACAAAUUUUUGUAUAUAUAUAUACAUAUGAUAUAUUAAAUGAUAAAAAAAGAAAAAUGAAAUUAAAUCUCAAACGUUUCUAUUCACUUUACGAAAAUCCUCUAUUAUACACUAUACUUAAAUACUCUUGACUAUGAAUCUUCGAAGCUAUCCUCUUACUGGGCUCUUUACAUUGUAAUUGUACUUUGAAAAAGGACACUUCGUGUUCCAAGGCUAUAUCUUUCGAUUCUACAUACAUAACUACAUAUACCCUGAUUAUAGCAGAUUAAUCAAAGGAAAUCGAAUCUUGGGAAACGAAAACAUAAUGCGAGUGACAACGGGAUUAUAAUUACAAAUGUCAAAGUUGUAAUAGCGUCGAGGGACAUUUUAAGAUGGUAGAUACUGUAAGAUAAUCGUGACUAAGCCAGAAAAGCAAAAGGUAAUCAUAUAAACGAAUAGUUAGAUAUAAAGUGGCGUAUAGAAAGGAUAAAAUUGAUAAAAUUGAAGGAACGAAAGCGAAAGGAUAUGAGAAAUGGUGUUUAAGUAAACAGAAGGAUGGAACGUGAAAAGCACAUUAAGCCUGAGUUACAUGCCAUUCGAUAGAAAAAUAUGUCCAAGGAAUCACAUUGUUCCUCUUGUUGUUGAACGAAAUGUAUUUGCUUUUGCAGCGACCUCACAUAUAAUUCAUAUAUGUAGUACUGAAAUUAUUGUAUCCACGUACGAACUUAUUUCCUACACCUGGUCAGCCGAUCGUUACCAAUGUUAUUGCGGCAUGCAUAAUAUAUUUUUCGUGUAAAUAAAGUAAUUGAUUUUUAUUAUAAAUUAUAACGUUAAUUGCCACGCGGCUUUAUCAUUAUUUUUCAAUUCUCCGCCUUGUCAUCACGCUGAGAAAUGAUUGUUCCUUUGAUCGAUCACUGCUAUUCACUUCUUAAUCACCUUUAAGAUCAGUUGAUUAAAAUUGUUCACGACUUUUAAGCGACUCGUCGAUAUUGAUAGAAUUUUGCUUCUUUUUGUUAAAAAAUUAUUGUACAGUUUGCAGUACCUUUUUUUUUUAAUAUGCGUAAGUGGUGGUUGUAGUGGUUGCGCGAUUUUGUUUUUCAACAUCGCCGUCGAUGUUGAGUCCAAAAACUCAUUGUAGGAAUUUAUCUGAAAAAUCAAUAAAAUGAGGAAGUUUCCAAAAUAUAUUUCUCAAUGAAUAAUAGUGGUCCUGAAUCUGUUUAAAUGGUGCCACCACUGUAGAGAGGCGGAGAGAGGGGGUUAAUAGUGGAUUUUUGGUAAUAUUAUUUUUCGAACAUUAUUUCAACAUCUCUAAAGCUUUGAACUUUUUAACUCUACAUUUCCUUGUCAUUCUUUCCUUCAUUCUCCUUCGCGUAUUCCCUAUUUUUUUCUGACUCUGUACAAAAAGUAUUACUUCGCACGUUACCUUUACGUUUUUCAGGAUACAUGCAUCAUACAACGAAUUGAGAUUUACGUUAAAUUUUCUUUGUACAAUAUUCAAGAUAUGUAAAAUAGUGGGAGAACGUGAUGAAAUCAUCGUUAGAAUUCUCGUAAAGCGAUACAAUCGAAAUUUUCGUUUAAUUCGACAUAUGCCUUCUAAAGUUUGUUGUUUCAUUUAAAAAACCAAAUAAUUAAAUAUAUCGUUACUAUUGUAUCUACAAUCACUGCUGGGGUCAGUUAUUACAGCAAUGAUAAUAAUUGCGUUGAUCGUUACUGAUCAGAAAAUUGGAAUUAAAAAAAAAUGAAUAUUUCGAUCGUAUCGCUUAACUCUAGCAAAAUAAGAGAAUCUUAUCUUCCGUCUUCGAUGUAUAAUUCCUGUUGUACAGAAAACUUUGGACAAAACGUCCGUGUAAAAUCCGUUAAAGUUAAACGUUUGCGCCUAUUCUUAUUAUUGUCGAUUUUCCGCCCGCUAUUUUGCGUCACGAUCACGAAAAAAAAAGGCACUGUCCAUGGCUCGCGAAUGACGAGUCGUAGAGAUAGAAAAAAGAAAUUAAGUAACGAAUAACUUUAAAAAGGCGAACUGCGUAAAAUGGCGAGGUUGAAAACGAACGUGUUAAUUGUUGAUGUAUCGUCGCGUCGAGAGCUCUUGUAACUAUAGGUACAUUACAUAUACCUUGAAGGAGGAAUUGAAUGUUGAGAAUUAUUUCCUAUCUGUAAAAUCGAAUCUGAUAUUUGCGAUCGAAUUCUUUUCAAACGAUAAGAGAUUAUAUCCAAUUACAAUAGUAUCGUAAAGUCCUUCGUAGCAUUACGAUUCUCCGAUGGAACAAUUAUGAAAUAAAUAUAUUAAAGAAAUUUUAGUAAUUUAAAAAUAUAUAACAUCGAACCUCGGUUUGCCAGAUAGGAAUGAAUCAAGAUCGAAUAAGAAUCAAUUAAUUGUAAUUGAAUCGAAAGUGCAAAAUAUACAUACAUUAAAUGUU
Messenger RNA from Cephus cinctus (wheat stem sawfly), 11794 nucleotides. It is a transcript of the gene Calx, whose product is annotated as sodium/calcium exchanger 3. Gene Ontology annotation, molecular function: calcium:sodium antiporter activity. The transcript is spliced from 9 exons. Gene Ontology annotation, cellular component: axon; sarcolemma; postsynapse. Gene Ontology annotation, biological process: sodium ion transmembrane transport; cell communication; calcium ion import across plasma membrane. The coding region runs from base 881 to 3592 and encodes 903 amino acids. Lineage: Eukaryota; Metazoa; Arthropoda; Insecta; Hymenoptera; Cephidae. The record is from RefSeq and is a predicted model, not a curated record.